Messenger RNA from Tuber melanosporum (Perigord truffle), 768 nucleotides. RefSeq lists its product as uncharacterized. Lineage: Eukaryota; Fungi; Ascomycota; Pezizomycetes; Pezizales; Tuberaceae. Bases 114 to 470 code for a protein of 118 amino acids. The record is from RefSeq and is a predicted model, not a curated record. The transcript has 3 exons.
GUGUGCAGCAGGACCGUACCUACAUCCACUCGUCCAUCCAGGCACGGGGCCCCACACGCACCACCAUUAACCACCACAUAACCACCAAACAGAACCCGAUCUUAUAAACAAGCAUGUUAUCCCAAACAUCCCGCACCCUCCUACUCCGCACCCCGCGCCUCCGAACAUUCACCGCCUCGAGUAUCUACCGCCAAGCUGCGACUUCUGCCACUGCUACUCCCGCGGCAAUUCCAAAAAAGAGACCGGUUGGGGCUUUCAGGGGGGGGCUGUUUGGAUUUCUUCUUGGAUCAACGUUUUCUGCUGGCACCGCCUACUUUUACUGGCUUGAGGAGUAUAGGGUUUCUAAUGAGCUUUUGACCGAGGAUGUUGAGGCUUUGAGGAAUUCGAUUCAGAGGGUGGAAGCUUAUGUUAGACGGUUGGAGGAGAAUAUGGAGAUCCAGAAGAGUGCUCCUGGUAAGGGAAAAAAGUGAUGGACUGGUGGGUGGAUAAGAGGUUGUAUGGACGGGGGAUGAGUGGGUAGGGGGUUAUACGAUUUUUUGUGAUUGCUUGAGCGGACGAGCGUUGGGGGAGUUGGACUGUAAUUAACCAAAAAUGGGGAUCCGCGGGUUUUUAUAUUAUUGGGGUUCUCAUGGGCGUGCCGUACUGGUGUAGUGUGAUGAUGGGUGAUCAUGCGAGCGUGAUAUGUUCUAUCUGUGGGUCUUGAGAUAGAGCACUUGUAUGCAUGUAUGUUCUCUAGUCUAGUAAAAGUAUUAAGACUAUCUAAAUAAA